This is a messenger RNA of Trichoderma breve, 1101 nucleotides long. RefSeq names its product putative GTPase activating protein for arf domain-containing protein. Bases 1 to 1101 code for a protein of 366 amino acids. Gene Ontology annotation, biological process: regulation of ARF protein signal transduction; regulation of endocytosis. The record is from RefSeq and is a predicted model, not a curated record. Gene Ontology annotation, cellular component: Golgi membrane. The transcript is spliced from 3 exons. Lineage: Eukaryota; Fungi; Ascomycota; Sordariomycetes; Hypocreales; Hypocreaceae. Gene Ontology annotation, molecular function: GTPase activator activity.
AUGGCUUCCAAGGCCAUGUGGGAGGUCGAUCCCGAGACCCGGUCCAAGUUGGCUGCUCUGCAAAAGGAAUCCAAGAACAAUGUCUGCUGCGACUGCAAUGCCCCGUCGCCACAGUGGGCGUCGCCCAAGUUCGGCAUCUUCAUCUGCUUGACGUGCGCCGGCGUCCACCGCGGGCUCGGCGUCCACAUCUCCUUUGUCCGAAGCAUAUCCAUGGACGCCUUCAAGGCCAACGAGAUUGAGCGCAUGCGCCUGGGCGGCAACGAGGGCUGGAGGAAGUUUUUCGAGGAGCACGAGGACACCAAGAUGAGGGGACUCACCUGGGACGAUGCCACCAUUGCCGAGCGGUACAGCGGCGAGGUUGGCGAGGAGUGGAAGGAGAGGCUGUCAUGCAAGGUCGAGGGACGGGAGUACGUUCCCGGCGAGAAGAGGCCCGUCACCACACAGUCGACUCCCGCCGCUGCAAAGCCGUCUACCCCCCUCGGCGGCUCCGCAAAUCGAAGCCAGAGCCCCCAGCAAGGCGGAAAGGUCAAGGUGGACGACAAGUAUUUCGCCAAGCUAGGAGCGGACAAUGCCUCACGGCCCGAUGGCCUGCCUCCCAGUCAAGGCGGAAAGUAUGCCGGCUUCGGAAACAUGCCUACUCCUGCCCAGUCCAGCCAGGGAGGUAUACCAGGGUUUGACGAUUUGCAAAAGGACCCAAUGGGCGCCAUCACCAAAGGGUUUGGCUGGUUUGCCUCCACCGUGUCCAAGACUGCUAAGACGGUGAAUGAUGGAUACAUUCAGCCAACCGCGAAGAGCAUUGCCGACGGUGAGUUUGCCAAGCAGGCCCAGUUGACGGCCGCCCAGCUUGCCAAACAGGCACAGCUUGCCGGCAAGAACGCACAAGAGGGCUUCACCAGAUUUGUCGAAGGCCCCGAAUCUACCAAGCGAAACGCACCUCUGGAUGCUAGCCGCAAGGACUUUUGGGAUGACUUCUCCAGCUUGGCUGAGCAGCAGAAACCGAACAAUGCCAUCGGCACAAGUGCUAUAGGCAUGGGCAAGAAGACAGCCCCGGGAGCCCCAGCCCAGAAGCCCAAGGCUGGCGACGAGUGGGAUGAUUGGUAA